Meloidogyne enterolobii is the source of this 631-nucleotide messenger RNA. The record is from the annotation of a GenBank genome assembly. NCBI's taxonomy places the organism in Eukaryota, Metazoa, Nematoda, Chromadorea, Rhabditida, Meloidogynidae.
UUCCCCUUUAAAUUUAUUUUUCAGAAAAUUCCGAAAAAUGAUUUUUCCAAAAAUUUAUUUUUCCUUUUUCUAUUUAUUUUGUUUAAUUUAUUUAAUUAAAUCUCAAGAAUUAAUCCCUCAAAAAUUUUUUGGGGCUUUUCAAUAUGAAAAUAGUGACAAUUGGGAGGCGUAUUUGGCUGCUAAAGGUUACAAUGAGGAAAUGAGGAGGACUGUAAAACCCCCAAAAUUGACCCGCGUCUUAUUUCCGACUGGUCCCGGUUAUCGAAUGAUGAUUGGACAGGGAUUACAAGGAAGUAAGUGGCUUUCUGGGGCAAAGAAAAAUGCGGAUUGGACGUUCCAACUUGGAAAGGAAUUUAGAGCAAAAUAUUGGGAUGGAAGAGAACAUUUGAUUCUUUUUGCCUAUGAUCCCUCGACUGAUAAACUUAUUGAGAGACAUACAGUCGUCGGAGCACAAUUACCUCCGGAAGACUUUGUGUAUGAAAUCAAUCAACAAGGAAACUUGGAUCUAGUAAUUUAUACAAUAAAACAAAUUAAAUCCUUUUUAGCAUGUCCAGUUUCAAUAUGUUCAUUUGAUCCAUCACUACAUUCGAACAGAUUAAUUAUUAAAAUUAUUUUUUAUAAUUUUUUGUAA